AGUUGUCGGCGACGCUCGAUGUCGUCAUUUCCUCUCGCUUGCCUAGGGCUUGGCUUACAGCAGUUCGGUUUCUGGGCGGCCAUCUUGGAAACCGCUUGCAAUCUAGGAAGAGAGGCCCGGACAAAUAAAACGCAGCCCAGCUAGUAUAGGACAGCAGUUUGGAACGACAGAAAUUAUCGUGGUAGGGGAAUGGGGGGAAGUCGGGGGCUGGACAGAUAGCGGUGCCACCGGGCAAGUCGGGGGGCAAGUUUCGCUAGCCGGCUGGACCUGGAUCCUCCGCUGUGCCGGGGAGCCGGGUGCUCAGCGCGGAGUUCUUCUCAUGUGAGCCCGUCACCCUCCCCGCACACACAGUGUCCCCCGCGGCUUUGUUGCGCGCGUGUGUGUGCGUGGGGCCUGAGGAGACGAAGAGUUUUCACUUUUUUUUCUGAAGAGAGUGGAGUCGGACGUAGCAUCUUGUACUAGGGCGCGCUUUGCACGCUUUUUUUGUGUCUGUAGUGAAGUGGGCACUCCCGGGCCGCGCGAGCCCCUUUUAUACCCCGUAAUAUCCGCUCGGCUGGCAGGAACCUGGAAGAGCGGCGAAGCUUCUGUUCGACCUUACCAGUCGGCUUUUCCGUGUCUUAAUAGAUGGCUUUCAUACCAUCGCUGAGUCCACUGUCCUUAUGGAAAGCAUCACCCGAAGCUCUUAAGUUUUAAACUUUUUUUCCCACUCCCUCAAAAGAAACUCCCGAACAGGAAUAAAAGGACAACACCCUGCUUUGACUUUGAAGUAUCUGUCCAGGGGAAAAAGGGAACAUGUCUACCAGACCUCCACUUCCCACUGUCAACGAGCGCGACACGGAGAAUCAUACAUCACAAAGUGAUGGUCGUUGUGAAGUGUCAUCUCGUCGUCCAGGAGCUCGCUGUAGAAACUCUCUCCAGUCCUCUGCAGAUGAGCAACCUCACAUUGGCAAUUACCGUCUUCUCAAAACAAUAGGCAAAGGAAACUUUGCUAAAGUGAAACUAGCAAGACAUAUCCUUACUGGAAGAGAGGUUGCAAUAAAAAUAAUUGACAAAACACAGCUAAAUCCUACUAGUCUACAAAAGCUCUUCAGAGAAGUACGAAUAAUGAAGAUUUUAAAUCAUCCCAAUAUAGUAAAGUUAUUUGAAGUUAUUGAAACGGAUAAAACACUUUAUUUAGUAAUGGAGUAUGCAAGUGGAGGAGAAGUUUUUGAUUACCUUGUUGCACAUGGAAGAAUGAAGGAAAAGGAGGCCAGGUCUAAAUUUAGACAGAUUGUAUCAGCAGUACAGUACUGCCACCAGAAGUACAUUGUGCAUAGAGAUCUAAAGGCUGAAAACUUGCUUCUUGAUGCUGAUAUGAAUAUUAAGAUAGCUGACUUUGGCUUCAGCAAUGAGUUUACAUUAGGCAAUAAACUGGAUACAUUUUGUGGUAGCCCUCCCUAUGCGGCCCCUGAGCUUUUCCAAGGAAAAAAAUAUGAUGGACCUGAAGUUGAUGUUUGGAGUUUAGGUGUGAUACUGUACACACUUGUCAGUGGCUCCUUACCUUUUGAUGGCCAGAACCUGAAGGAAUUAAGAGAAAGGGUACUGAGAGGAAAGUAUCGAAUUCCCUUUUACAUGUCAACAGACUGUGAAAACCUCCUAAAACGCUUUUUGGUGCUGAACCCAGCCAAACGAGGCACACUUGAGCAAAUAAUGAAGGAUCGCUGGAUAAAUGCAGGCUAUGAAGAGGAAGAGCUGAAACCUUUUGUAGAGCCAGAACUGGAUAUUUCUGACCAAAAACGAAUAGACAUAAUGAUAGGAAUGGGAUACUCUCGUGAAGAAAUUAAUGAAUCUCUUUCCAAAAUGAAAUAUGAUGAAAUAACAGCAACCUAUUUGCUUCUAGGAAGAAAAUCAUCUGAGUUGGAUGCAAGUGAUUCUAGCUCAAGUAGUAACCUUUCUUUAGCAAAAGUAAGGCCUAACAGUGACCUUAACAAUGGUACUGGGCAAUCUCCAUCUCACCACAAAGUGCCAAGAAGCCUCUCAUCUAGUCAAAAGCAGCGACGAUACAGUGAUCAAGCUGGACCCUCCAUACCACAAGUAUUAGCCUACCCAAAGCGAAGUCAGACCAGUAAUGUUGACAAUGAUCUCAAAGAAGAAGGCGUUCAGGUCAGGAAGUCUGGUAGCACUGCUGUCAGUGGAAGAGGAGUAGCUCCUCCUAGCCCCAUGCUUGGAAAUGCAGGCAAUCCAAACAAGGCUGAUAUUCCUGACAGGAAGAAGAGCUCUACUGUUCCUGCUAAUAAUACAGUUUCUGGUGGAAUGACUCGCAGAAACACAUAUGUUUGCAGUGACAGGAACAGUACGGACAGACAUUCAGUAAUUCCAAAUGGCAAAGAAAACAGCCUUACAGAAAUGUCCGCAUGCGUGACUAGCCCCUCUGCAUAUGCAUCAGCUUGCAUCACACCCUCUGCCUCCGUCUCGCUGAGACAUCAGAAAUCUAUAUCCUUGUCAGCAUCUGGCAACUCCAGCAGGAUGGCGUUGCCUCCAAUUGAGGGUGCAACAGAUAACUUCAGGUCUAAUAGUACGCCUGCCCAGAGAAAUCCUGUGGCCUCCACUCACAGUAUCACUAGUGCUACCACACCUGACAGACUACGCUUUCCACGUGACACUGCCAGUCGAAGAACUUUCCAUGGUGGCCAGCUUCGAGAGCGGAGAACAGCAACGUACAAUGGUCCACCUGCCUCUCCCACUCUUUCACAUGAUGCCACACCUUUGUCUCAAACUCGGAGUCGAGGUUCCACCAAUCUCUUCAGCAAGCUGACUUCUAAGCUCACUCGAAGAAACAUGUCAUUCAGGUUUACCAAAAGAGUUCCAACAGAAUCUGAGAGAAACGGGCGAUUUGAGGGCUCAAGUCGCAAUGUAUCUGGGGAUCAAAAAGAUGAAAGCAAAGAAGCCAAGCCCCGUUCACUCCGGUUUACUUGGAGUAUGAAGACCACCAGCUCAAUGGACCCUAAUGACAUGAUGAGAGAAAUUCGCAAAGUUCUGGAUGCCAACAAUUGUGACUAUGAACAGAGAGAACGCUUUUUGCUAUUCUGUGUACAUGGAGAUGGCCGAGCUGAAAAUUUGGUUCAGUGGGAAAUGGAAGUUUGCAAAUUGCCAAGACUCUCACUAAAUGGCGUCCGCUUUAAGCGGAUAUCUGGAACAUCAAUAGCUUUUAAAAACAUUGCUUCCAAAAUUGCCAAUGAACUAAAGCUGUAAAAAAGAUAUGAUGAUAAAAAUCUGUAAAGAUUUAAAAAACUGGCAAAGUAUUGAAAAAACCAUGUAAAAUAAUGCUUAGGCAAUAAUUUCCUGCAUAUUUGAAAUCAUAUUAUAAUUAUUGGUAUGAUGAACUCUGAGCUGCUGGGGGUUGGUAAAUGAUACUUCUAUUUUUAAGUGCACUACAGCAUUAAGUAGCCACCUGCCUUUGUUUGUUCCCCUUUUUCUAACGAUGCUUAUAGUUACUAGAGGCAUCCAAAAACGGUAAUCCUUUGGGUUCAUGCUGGUAGAAAUGCAGUUAUCAAUAUUGUAAUAAAAAUGCACAAUUAUUUAAAAAAUGAUAAAAUAGAAGGUAAAUCUCUCAUAUCAUUUGGAAUACCUGAAUGUCCCACAUAAAACUUUGCUGCUCCAGGUUGUACUUGAGUGGGUAAGCAGCCAAAUACAGAAACUACUGAUCAGACAAAGAGAUGGUGUAGAUUGUUAAAUAAUGAUGUGAAAUGUUGCUGAGACAGAAUUAUGUGUUGCAUAUUCCCUCCCCACUCUCUGAGACACUAAUGAUGCUGUUAGCAUUUUAAGGUAGUUGAAACUGCAACCGUAUUCAGCCCACUAUUCCAUUGAACAAAGUGUAAAUCUUCAGGAGCCACUCAUCUAAUGAGGUAUUUUUUUUUUGUUUUCUCCUCCUCAUAAGAUUUGGAAGGGAGUAGAUCACUGUAUCUUUUUUUAGUUAUUUAAUUUGUUGACUUGAGCUUUAAGUUUGAUUCAUUCAGUUUAAUGAUCUGUAUACAGUUGUAAUUAUUGUGAAUACAGAUUCAGGGGUCCUGUGUGCAGUCAGACUGGAUUUAUGACGGUUUUCCAAUAAGGGAACACAUUUAUUUGUCUAUACAGUUUUAAAGAAAUACUCCUAUUGUUGUUUUUCUCCCCCCCCCCCCCCAAAAUAUCUGCACUGUCUUUAAAUUGUAAAUACUGUAAGUUAGUUUUGCAACAGCUCCAUAUUAUUGUAAUACAUUUUUAAAGUACUAUAAUGAGCCAAGAUUUAUUGUGAUUUAUGAAACUUACCACCAGUUUAAGGUCACCAGUGUCUCCAUUAAACAUUCUAAAACCACA
Molecule: messenger RNA, 4332 nt
Organism: Erpetoichthys calabaricus (reedfish)
Lineage: Eukaryota; Metazoa; Chordata; Cladistia; Polypteriformes; Polypteridae
Gene: mark3a
Product: MAP/microtubule affinity-regulating kinase 3a
Exons: 19
Coding region: 793-3231 (812 amino acids)
Biological process (GO): protein phosphorylation; intracellular signal transduction
Cellular component (GO): cytoplasm; plasma membrane
Molecular function (GO): ATP binding; protein serine/threonine kinase activity
Source: RefSeq, a predicted model, not a curated record